AGCAUAUAUUAAAAAAGAUGACUACCUCCUGGAGUGAUCGGUUACAGAACACAGCAGAGAUGCCAGCUAACAUGGACAGGCAUGCACUGAAAAAGUAUCGGAGAGAAGCCUAUCACCGGGUGUUUGUGAACCGGAGUUUAGCCAUGGAAAAGAUAAAGUGUUUUGGUUUUGAUAUGGAUUACACUCUUGCUGUGUAUAAAUCCCCGGAGUAUGAAUCUCUUGGUUUUGACCUGACUGUUGAAAGAUUAGUUUCCAUUGGAUACCCUCAGGAGCUGCUCAGUUUUGUCUAUGAUUCUACAUUCCCUACCAGAGGACUGGUCUUUGACACACUAUAUGGGAACUUGCUGAAAGUUGAUGCCUAUGGAAACCUCCUGGUAUGUGCACAUGGAUUUAACUUCAUAAGGGGACCUGAAACUCGGGAACAAUAUCCAAAUAAAUUUAUCCAGCGAGAUGACACAGAGAGAUUUUACAUUCUGAACACACUAUUCAACCUCCCAGAGACCUACCUGUUGGCCUGCUUAGUAGAUUUUUUUACAAAUUGUGCCAGAUAUUCCAGCUGCGAGACUGGAUUUAAAGAUGGAGAUCUCUUCAUGUCCUUCCGGAGUAUGUUUCAGGAUGUGAGAGAUGCCGUUGAUUGGGUUCAUUACAAGGGUUCCCUCAAGGAAAAGACGGUUGAAAAUCUAGAGAAAUAUGUGGUCAAAGAUGGGAAGCUGCCUUUGCUUCUGAGCCGAAUGAAGGAAGUAGGAAAAGUGUUUCUUGCUACAAACAGUGACUAUAAAUACACUGAUAAAAUUAUGACUUACUUGUUUGAUUUCCCGCAUGGCCCUAAGCCAGGGAGCUCACAUCGGCCGUGGCAGUCCUACUUUGAUUUAAUCCUUGUAGAUGCACGGAAACCACUGUUCUUUGGAGAAGGCACAGUCCUGAGGCAGGUGGACACUAAAACUGGCAAGCUAAAGAUUGGUACCUACACAGGCCCCCUCCAGCAUGGAAUUGUCUAUUCAGGAGGUUCAUCUGAUACAAUCUGUGACCUAUUGGGGGCCAAGGGCAAGGAUAUUCUGUAUAUUGGAGACCACAUUUUUGGGGAUAUCUUGAAAUCAAAGAAACGACAAGGGUGGCGGACUUUCCUUGUGAUUCCAGAAUUGGCACAGGAGCUGCACGUCUGGACUGACAAAAGUUCACUUUUUGAGGAGUUGCAGAGCUUGGAUAUAUUUUUGGCAGAACUCUAUAAGCACCUGGACAGCAGCAGUAAUGAGCGCCCAGAUAUCAGCUCCAUUCAAAGAAGAAUUAAGAAAGUAACUCAUGACAUGGACAUGUGCUAUGGGAUGAUGGGAAGUCUUUUCCGCAGUGGCUCAAGGCAGACGCUCUUUGCCAGUCAAGUGAUGCGUUACGCAGACCUCUAUGCUGCCUCUUUUAUCAACCUCCUGUAUUAUCCGUUCAGUUACCUCUUCAGAGCUGCUCAUGUCCUGAUGCCUCAUGAAUCAACAGUGGAGCACAUCCAUGUGGACAUCAACGAGAUGGAGUCCCCCCUCGCUACACGGAACCGUACAUCUGUGGAUUUUAAAGACACCGACUACAAACGGCACCAGUUGACACGCUCCAUCAGCGAGAUCAAACCUCCCAACCUCUUCCCACUGGCCCCCCAGGAGAUUACACACUGCCAUGACGAAGAUGAUGAUGAAGAGGAGGAGGAGGAAGAGGAAGAAGAGGAAUAAGAAAAAAGGAAUCGAGAAAACACCGAACUAUCCAGUGAACAAGCUCUGUCAGGGCUCAGCAGGAGGGGGGAUGGUUCCCUGUUUGGGUUCUUGGUGGGGUUUGGGGUGGAGGGGACUCCACCAAAGGUACAUCUGGAAAGUUUCUGAAGACUUAAAAAUAUUCUAAUCAUAGUGAGCCUUGUUUUAGUUUUCUGUAUCUGCACUCCUUGCAGACGGUUCAAAAUUCCAGUGGAGUCUGUUUGAAAGAAUUGAGAGUGAAUUCAGAACCAACUGCAUGCUGGUGGCUCCCUCCUGUUGCUGGUUAUGACACCGCCCCCUUGUCCUGUCCAUUAACAAUGUGCUACAUUGGUUUCUAUCUAAAUAACUGAACAAUAGUGGAGGCUUGUGGGGGAGGUAGAGCCAGAGCAAGGGGGCAGACAGUGUGAAGACACUGUAUGCGAACACAUCAUGCUGUUACUCCAGACCCAUCUCUUUCAGUGCAUUACACAGUAUUGUAUAUCAUCAGUGGGGAAAUGUAUUUUUUUCCAAUACCAAAUUUAGUCCUUUGCGAAGCACAAGUUUCCCUUUCUAAGCUUUUCAAUGUGCUGAAUGGCUCUGAGUCAGUAGCUUAGAAAUGCAUCUUGUCUGUGUUUUAGGUUUGGUUUGGUAGCACUUCCUAAUUGUCACCACCUGACACAGGCUGCAUGUGUCCCAUUCUGCUUCCUAUGGCGCAGGCUGCUGGCACUCUCACAUUCUCACCCUGACAGCACAGAAGCUGACUCUUUUUCCAAAGAUGUUCUCCAGAGUCAAUCUGAAACACUCCCAGCCCAGCCCAAAGACAAAGCAGCAACCCCUAGAAAUGGGCAGGGAGGAUUCCUUUUCUAUCCCAACAUGUGAAAUCAGUGGUUAGCAGUAGAUGUAGCCAGGGCACAGUCAGUGUAGACACACCCCAGUACUCCAGAAUGAAACCUGUUAUUGAUUUGUAGAACGAGUUGAAAUCACCACUCACUGCACCCUCAGGGUCCACUCCCACAGCAGCUCACUGGCCUCACAGAUACAGGGGGCCUUGUCAACCACAAGAGUCUACUUUUUGUUUCAAUAUUUUCCUUUUAUUUUUCUUCCAAUCUUCUGUCAGUGGUCAGCAGGGGAGGGCAAUGGGGUUAGCAUCUCUAGAAUUCAAUAAAGUGUAAUGUUUCUAAUAAUA
Messenger RNA from Dromiciops gliroides (monito del monte), 2895 nucleotides. It is a transcript of the gene NT5C2, whose product is annotated as 5'-nucleotidase, cytosolic II. The record is from RefSeq and is a predicted model, not a curated record. NCBI's taxonomy places the organism in Eukaryota, Metazoa, Chordata, Mammalia, Microbiotheria, Microbiotheriidae. Gene Ontology annotation, biological process: IMP metabolic process; adenosine metabolic process. The coding region runs from base 18 to 1712 and encodes 564 amino acids. The transcript is spliced from 17 exons. Gene Ontology annotation, molecular function: 5'-nucleotidase activity.